Molecule: messenger RNA, 1803 nt
Organism: Lingula anatina
Lineage: Eukaryota; Metazoa; Brachiopoda; Lingulata; Lingulida; Lingulidae
Product: radial spoke head protein 3 homolog B
Cellular component (GO): cilium
Source: RefSeq, a predicted model, not a curated record
AAUUGAUGCUGUGUUGAUUAGUGUUUUGGUCGUCCAUUCCACAUUGCUAAAAGGAGAGAGUUGCUGAUUGAAGGGGUUUUAGUUGAUAUCUCUCGCACAGAAGGACAUUGUUUUGGUGAUAAAAAUCUGGGAAGAUGACUACAUUAUUACCUCAAAAGACUGAAGGGACAUACACCUUUGCUAGUCAACCAAGAGCUGUACAACAGAGACGAAAGUACAGAGAAACAGAACAGCAAAAUGAAGGUCCAGCACCAUAUGGCAACAUUAUGUAUGAUAGAAGAAUUGUGCGAGGAAACACAUAUGCACAACACACACUACCAGCAAGAGCACAGCCAGACCCUAUUGAGAUUCAGAGACAACAAGAGGCAAGGCGGCGUGCAAUUGCUAGAAAAAGAGCAAAAGAACAGCUUCGUCCCAGAUCUCCCGAGGCAGUAGAAGGGCGUAAGCACAUUGAUGUUCAAACAGAACUAUACUUGGAAGAACUGAGUGACCGUGUUGAAGAGGCUGAUGUUGACUGUCAGACAGAUGCCUUUCUGGACAGACCUCCUUCUCCUAUGUUUAUCCCUGCCAAGACUGGUGUGGAUAUUGCUACACAAAUUCUAGAAGGAGAGCUUUUCGACUUUGACAUUGAAGUCAAGCCAAUUCUGGAGGUGUUGGUGGGUAAGACAGUGGAGCAGUCUCUGUUGGAGGUAAUGGAAGAGGAGGAACUGGCGAAUCUUAGGUCGCAGCAAAGAUCCUUUGAAGAACUGAGAAACGCAGAACUUGUGGAACAACAGAGGCUAGAGGAACAAGAGAGGAGGCAUAGAGAAGAAAAGGAACGUCGCAUGAAACAACAAAGAGAAAUUCUUAGAAAAGAAAAAGAAACAGCAGACAAAAUUGCUGCGCGUGCCUUUGCCCAAAGCUACCUGGCAGACUUGGUGCCUUCAGUUUUUGGAACGCUAUCAGACAACGGAUACUUCUUCGAUCCCAUUGAAAGAGAUGUUGAACAAGGCUUUAUCCCAUGGCUUAUGGAAAGAGUGGCUGAGAGACUUGAGAAACAGAACCUUGGUCGCCUGGUCGUGGAUGGCAUUCUGCGUGAAGUGGUCAAGCAGCGGUGGGAGCAUUUUAAGAAGUAUGAACUGACCAAUGAGGUGGCAACAAAUUACCAGGAGGCUGUGGACCAGCUGGCGGAGACUGUGAAAGCAGAGGGUGAAACUGAGACUGCCCCAACGACAGAGGGACAGGCUGGAAUUGAAGUAACGAUAGCUGAAACAACUGAGGCUGAAAAGACAGAAGCUGAACCUGAAUCACAACCAGAGACAACAGAGGCUGCUGAGGAAGGAGAUGGAGGCGGGGAAGGGGAGGCUGAAGAAGAACAACAACAGCCUGUAGAGGAAUAGAAUUAAAGAUUACCUAUAACUUGAAAAUGGACAAGUUUAUAUUUUUAUUACUGCAAACAAAAGAAAAGUAUUUAUUUUAUUGAAAUUCAUGUUGUAUUUCACAAUUGCCACUACUACCAACCACAUCCAUGUUUUGAAGCCGAACAUUUGUUGAAAAUGUGACUACCAUAUCUAAGGUGCAGGAGGUCCAUGCAGGAAUAAAAAAAGGAACUUUUGAUUGAAGCUUCCAAACUGCAUCUUUCAGUUUUAUGGACUGGAGAAAUGCUUUUAGCUUCUGAUUGUGUCCAGAGUGUCAACAUGUUAUUGUAACAUAUGUGAUAUUUUUCCGUCCAUUAGCCAAGUAUAGUGACUUGCUAAUAUGUAAGUUUUAACGUAUUCAUUGUACAUAGAAUUUCAUCUUGUUUACAUCAAAUAAAAUAUUACA